CGAAGUUUCUCGAAGGUUCCCGAAACUGCCGAUCGGCCCAAACGGUCCGGGGAAGCCGGAAGAGGCGGUCACUUCUUUCCUUGUCAGUCAUUCCGCCUGUCUUCAUCAGAAGCGACCGGCGUUUCUCCUUCAUCGGACAUGGAGCUGCUUUGCUACAACCGAGGAUGCGGCCAGCGCUUCGACCCGGCCACCAACACGGAAGAAUCAUGCAUAUAUCACCCAGGCGUACCUGUUUUUCAUGAUGCUCUUAAAGGCUGGUCAUGCUGUAAAAGAAGAACGACAGACUUUUCUGAUUUCUUAAGCAUUAAGGGUUGCACCAAGGGCUUCCAUAAUAGUGAGAAACCCCCUGAACCAGUCAAACCUGAAGUGAAAACUACGUCUGAACGAAAAGAAUUAGCUGAUCUGAAACCUAAAUUUCAAGAGCACAUAAUUCAAGCACCAAAGCCAGUAGAAGCAAUUCAAAGACCAAGUUCUGAUGAACCAAUGAGCUGCUUGCAGUUAAAAGUAUCAGCGUCCUUGAAACAAUCGUUAGAAAAGCUAAAAGCAUCAUCGGAAAAUGAAAUUAAAAAAGAAGAUGAUAGCGAUGAGAUAAAGAUUGGGACUCCAUGCAAAAAUGCAGGCUGUUCAAAGACAUUUGAAGGACCAGGCAGCAUGGAAGACGCAUGUAUCUAUCAUGCUGGUGUGCCUAUAUUCCAUGAAGGGAUGAAGUAUUGGAGUUGCUGUAAGAGGAAAACAUCAGACUUCAAUACUUUUUUGGCUCAAGAGGGCUGCACAACGGGAACACACCUAUGGAUUAAGAAGGAUGCCGGGAAGAAGGUGGUGCCGUGCAGACACGACUGGCAUCAAACUAGCCGUGAAGUAAUAAUUUCUAUCUAUGCAAAGAAUUCCAUUCCUGAACUGAGCCGGGUAGAGGCAAACAGUACAUUACUAAAUAUCCAUAUUGUGUUUGAAGGUGAUAAGGUGUUCAGUCAAAAUCUGAAUUUAUGGGGUGUGAUUGAUGUGAAAAGGAGCUACGUAAAUAUGAUGGCUACAAAGAUCGAGCUCGCCAUGAGGAAAGCGGAGCCCAUGUUAUGGGCAGGCUUGGAACUCCCAGCGUCCAAAUUGCAACCCAAAGAGCCUCAAAACAUCGUAGAACAAGCUUGAAAUCGGAAAGUUGGCUGGUUCCGUGUGCCUGGUGAAAUGGUGACUUGGCAUUUUAACACAAAAUCAAUUUUGUAGGCAGCCACUUUAAAAAAAAAAAAAAUCAUUCCAGCUCGAGCGUAGUGCAUGGCUUUUAAGCAGUAGGGCAGACCGCUGGUUUUAUUGUACCGACUCCUUAAUUCGCCCAAUUUCGACUGAUGCUUGCAAACCUCAGAAUUUCCUCUGCCAUCGUUUUACAAAGGGAGUGUGUGUUCUCAUUGGCCCAAACUAAAUAAUCAUCUCGAACAUCCCCCAGGAAGCAGUCUCUUAUAUGUUGAAAAUCCAAGUUAAAUUUUCAUUGGUAGUUGGAUGCGUGCAAGAUUGUUUCUCAGUCUAUAGCAAGGAGAGCACAAGGGGCUAUUGCUGCAUUUCUGUCUUGUCUUUUUUUAUGUCAUUAAAUGCAGAAAUAAAACGGUAGAAGUUUUAGGCUUGCCUGUGCAAAGAAGUUGGUAAUCUUUUUUUAAAAUUAUUAUUAUUCCUUGGAAUUCAAGAAAUAUAUUGCCAAUGAACUGCUAGGCUACCUCUGUGCACUUAUUCAGAAAGCCAAGGCUUUCCAAGACAAAAAAACAGGCACUGGGAAUUUUAGGUCCGUUUAGUUUGUUUCUCUUAAGCCUUGUCCUCAUCCAGAGGGGAAAUAGCACAGACAAAAUGUCCAAUAUGUGCACAUCGGAUUUUGGUGGCUAUGCUUUUCCGAUCAGUUUCUCCAUCUCCUUUGUGGUAAAGCAAUGAAGGCAACUCGGUUUAUACUUUCAGUUUGCUACCUUUUUGCCAAAAGUGUAGAGAAAGUUGGGAGGGCUGAAAUACAUGCCACAAUGGUCAACUUCAAGCAAAACAAGUGUCUUUGCGCAAAUUGUGAAUUGUGUUGCAGUAUGUUACUGUAUUUUUAUAUACUUGAAGAUGGCAAAAACUACUAUAGAGGCAGAACGACUCAUUGGCAUCGCUCAAGUCAUAAGUGAUUGCACAAAAAAGGGGGGCCUCUUUUUUAAAAGCACGUGUUACUUGUAUCUAUAAUGCUUUUUUUUUUUAAAAAAAAGGUUUUAAUCCGGAAGUUGUUGGAGGUAAAUAAAGCAGCCUUUUGUGAUUGUAAUUCUUAAUAAGUGUUUUAAAACAGUUUAAACUGAAUUUUCUAAGAAAAGAUAACUCUAGAACAAGGGGCCCCACUCCCCCAGUCUUGGCCCGCAAGCAGCACAUGAAGUGCCCACGUGAAGCUGCAUUGGUGCAAGUGGCAUGCACAACACACGAAACUCUCCCCACCUUGCCACCGCUGGUCCACAAAGCAAGCAAUGUUGGGAACGCUGCUCUAGAAGGUAGACAUUAAUAAACCAUACAACUUCAGAAUGUGCUUCUUCUGUCCUUUGCGCUCCGAUUAGCUUUGGAACAUCUGCUUUUCUGAUCUGGAUGGUCUGCUUCUUUGAAUUUCUGCCUAAAAGCUACCACGCUGUACCCCGAUCACCCUUGAAUGCAAGUUUCCUGCAUUCAGGGGUCUGGAGAAGCCAUUCAGUGAGUGACAGACCCUGCCAGCAACUUCUGUUAUACCCAGCUGAUUCUUUUGGUGAUUAUAGAUAUUUCCUGUGGCUUGAUCUUUGAGCAAGACUGCAAAUUGCAUAAAGACAAGUCAAGCAGAAUUUUAAUUGCAGACAAAGUAGAGCAGGGUGAAUACAAACACUUCUGAUAUUUGAAAGCAAAAAGAAAAUCCCUCUAAGAGCUAAGCCGUGGUUUAAAAUAACAUGUAAAAAUUGGCGGAGAACGUGCAACAAAUCCAAGUUGAUCCUAAUUGUCUACUUAAAAGUUUCUGGAGAGUAAUUUUCCAACAAGAGGUCAAUUUAGUCUCAAAUGGUUGCUCUUCAUUAACAAUGUAUUUUUACUUCCCAGCAUUGUCACGUUUCAUUAGCAUGACACUUGGAUCCAGUUCAUAUUGCUCACCAGUUUGUUCAAAUGGCGCUAGCAAGACUUGAAUCCAAUAGCUGCAGGCGCCUUUGGAGAACAGUUCUCCACGCCCCAGAUUGUUGUUGCACCUUCAUUUACUUUCCUUGAUAAAUGUCUUGAUUUUUAACCACAGAAGUUACCGUACUGUAACUUUCCUGAGGGUUUUUUUUUUUUUUGCUGCCCUUGAAAUAAGCCGUUGGCACUGGAGUGCAGUGAACCGUUUCCCCAGGUUUCUGUGGUUCAAGCCUAUUUAGGGAUCGGUUGAUUUUAUGGAAUCCUUCCCAGUACUGUGUAUUCCUGAUGGGACUUGACAGCAUUCUUUGUCUGCCAUUUUUGCAGUCUCCUGUUUGCAGGGCUCCUCAGUUUUAGCAACUUUUAAGACUUGUGGACUUCACCUCCCAGAAUUCUUCAGCCAGUCAUGCUGGCUGGGAAAUUCUGGAAUUUGAAGUCUGCAAGUCUUGAAGUUGCCAUGGUUGGGGACCCCCGGUUAUUGGCAAGAAAAAAAAUGCUGGUCAAUCAUUUAGCUUGGGGUGUUACAAUUGCAAGCUUUCAUGUCUCAAUUUGGGCAGUUGCUCCGUGGACUCUUGUGCCAUUUCAAGCACAAUUUUCAUGUUUAUAGUUGAAUCACUUCUUUCCAAGUAAAAUGCAUGGGCAUUCUUAAUGCAAAGCAUGUUUAAAUUGGGACCCACAUUUUAUUAAGACAUCAGUGCUAUACAGCCAAGUCACCAUUUCCACAGUCAGUACUGUUGGUUUUUUGUCUUGGAAAAAAAAAAGAUAUAUUCUGUAUAGGUAAUAAAGAUAUCUGCUUUAAAUUAUAGCAUGAGAAGUAUUUUUAAAAAAUCAGUGGCUGAUUUUUUUUUCAUACCGUACCUAAGAACUUCAGUUGUGUAUGGAAAGUGAAGAAGAAAGGUGUCUGGAACACUAGGUUUUUCAAAUGCUUUUCUUUUCUUCUCUUCUUUGUUUUCCCAUGCAUGGAUGUUUGUUUUAAAUUGUGUUGGAGGAUGUUUGUGGUUUCAUGCCUUGAAAUAUUUUUUACAAAUUUUGAAAUAAACAAUUUAGUGCAUAAAUUCUACCUUUUUGAACGAAUUACGAGAAUAUUUUAUUUAUUUGUUUGUUGUAUGUAAGACCUGUUUGCUCAGACCCAUAAAAGAUUAGUUGAAUGUUCUGGCUUAUAUUGUGUAAGUUUGUGCAGAGGAUGUAUGUUAUUGACUAUUUCCAUCAAACCCAUUGGCAAUUUAACACCACAGAAGGGCCCCCACAGAGAAUGCUUUUAUCAUACUUAUCAUAGAAGAGCUGAGAGAUUGCUUUAAGCAAAGUUCAGGUAUAUAUUUCUCAAAACAGCAUUAGCUUCAUCCACAGAGGAUCAAUCUACCCUAAACUUUCUCAACCUGGUUUGAGGUUAAUUAUGCACAACAAGCAAUGUAGCCUCAACACAUCUGAAGAAUACCAUUUGCAGGAAAGCUGUACUCUAUGCUAUUAGGUAGCUA
Molecule: messenger RNA, 4592 nt
Organism: Pseudonaja textilis
Lineage: Eukaryota; Metazoa; Chordata; Lepidosauria; Squamata; Elapidae
Gene: CHORDC1
Product: cysteine and histidine rich domain containing 1
Source: RefSeq, a predicted model, not a curated record